This is a messenger RNA of Cladocopium goreaui, 405 nucleotides long. The record is from the annotation of a GenBank genome assembly. NCBI's taxonomy places the organism in Eukaryota, Dinophyceae, Suessiales, Symbiodiniaceae.
AUGCUGCAAGCUGCUCUUCUUGAGAGUGUACCUCGGGUAGAAGCUGCUGAAGAUUCUGCUGCGGUUCCUACUGAAAGCACCCCGCAGGAAGAGAUGGACCCGGAGGAGAGCUUGAAGCCUCCUGAAGUUCCUGUGCAAGCGUUGUACAAGGAGAGUGAAGGGCCUCCUCUUCGGUGGGGUCUCCCCCGUACCGUAUGUACGGGGGAGUUCCCACCGGAACUACAGAAGUACGUAGUGCCGGUCCCUUUGAAUUGGCAAGCAACCUGGACAGAUGAGAUGUGGAGAUCCCUUUGUGAGGGUGAUCAGAGAACAGCAUGCACCUCAGCUGGCCGCUUGUUGAUUAGGUCCGCUGCGCAUCAUUGUGCAAUCUGGGCCACUAGGUUCAAGAAGGCUACUUGGUUGUAG